This is a messenger RNA of Schistocerca serialis cubense, 936 nucleotides long. RefSeq names its product COA8 family protein CG14806, mitochondrial (gene Coa8). Gene Ontology annotation, cellular component: mitochondrion. Gene Ontology annotation, biological process: intrinsic apoptotic signaling pathway. The transcript has 3 exons. Lineage: Eukaryota; Metazoa; Arthropoda; Insecta; Orthoptera; Acrididae. Bases 134 to 625 code for a protein of 163 amino acids. The record is from RefSeq and is a predicted model, not a curated record.
GAACAUCUUUGGUAUGUUUAUCUACCUGAUGAUAAACAUGGAUGAAGUUUUGUUUUUAUUUGCGGCAAUAGCUAAACUUCGACCUCUAGUAGAUAUUUGGAGUCAGAGUUUCGUAACAGUGAGGCGGUAGAAAAUGACACGUGUUUUGGGAGGUAUUUCACAGACUGUCAACGUCUGUAAUACAAUUCCGUUCCUAGUAAGGUGUCUCAGCAGAGACAUAAAACCAGCAGUGAAGAAUAUUAAAAAUGAUUUGAUUGGGCCACCUAAUCAGCUGUCUAAUCUGCGCCCCAUUGUUUUUCACAUACCAGAAAAUGAGUCUGCCAUUGAAAAGAAGUUUCGUCUGGAACGAGAAGAAACACAGAAGUGGAAUGAAGCUUUCUGGGCUACACACAACAAGAGAUUUUUUAAGGAGCGAGAUGAGUACAUUACUGCAAAUAGUGACCAAAAAGUACCUCUAACAGCAGAUGAAAUGUCUGUCUUUUACAAGUCAUUCCUUGAUGAACACUGGAAGAUACACAUGCGUUACAAUGCUGAAUGGUACAGAAGAAAUGUGUCAUUACUUUUUCUAGCCAUUCGAGUAAAAUUGCAUAAAAUAAGAAAAAUAUUGAAAUUUUCAAAACCAUGAAGUGUGAUAAGGAUCAAUAAAAAUGUCAGAAAAAAAGUUUUUUUUACACACACAUCUGUGCUCUACUUUAUUUGUACUUGAUACCUACUUAUUAAAUAUGAGUUGGUUGGAUGUAACAUUGUCUGAUAUGAUAGUAAAUUUAUGUCACCUGUCAUAAACAGAACAUUACAUGUUAUCUGUUAUUGUGAAGUACAGCAGAGUAAUCAACUGCACUAUAGUAAUAGGCAUGACCUUAUAAGUGGUAUUAUGCUCUUGUAGCCUCUGACAUGACAACUGCCUCACCCAGGAAAUUGUUGUUGUUUUUUUAAUAA